UAGCACUCUUUCUUAUCGGGAAAUGCGCCAGGAUUAGUAUUGGCAUUGGUGAAGGAUCGUGACCACCACUUACAACUUCACGGCUCAUCUGUUCAGUGCUGAUCUGCUUCGAGCGCCUGUUUCAGCGCCUGUCAUGGCCUGUGGUUCCCGCGCUGACUGACUCCAUUUAGAUAGAACAAAGGCAGGCCAGCGAACUGCCGGAGCUACACUAUAUCGCCCAACCUCAACAACCGAACAAGUGGAUCUUGCAUUGCGCAUAGCUGAACUCAUCUGUCACUUGCUCGAUCCGAUCACCUAGCAGGCUAAAGCGCGCACCAUGGCGACGAAACGUAAAGCAGCGGCGUUGAACGCCGCUGUCGAUGAAGAACCGGUCGACCCAUCCGACGAGUUGGCAUUCUACUGUCUGGGAGGUGGCAAUGAAGUCGGACGGUCUUGUCAUAUCAUUCAAUACAAAGGAAAGACUGUCAUGCUCGAUGCUGGUAUGCAUCCCGCAAAGGAAGGCUUCUCCGCUUUACCUUUCUUUGACGAGUUCGACCUGAGUACGGUGGAUAUUCUACUCAUUAGCCAUUUCCACGUUGACCAUUCGUCGGCCCUACCAUACGUACUCAGCAAGACCAACUUCAAGGGUCGUGUAUUCAUGACGCACGCCACCAAGGCUAUCUACAAAUGGCUGAUUCAGGACAAUGUGAGAGUGAGCAACACGGCCUCCUCCUCGGACCAGCGCACUACCCUGUACACCGAACAUGACCACUUAUCCACGCUCCCCUUAAUCGAAACCAUCGAUUUCAACACAACCCACACCAUCAACAGCAUCCGCGUCACUCCCUACCCCGCUGGUCACGUCCUCGGCGCUGCCAUGUUCCUGGUAUCCAUCGCCGGCCUGAACAUCCUAUUCACCGGCGAUUACUCCCGAGAGGAAGACCGCCAUCUGAUCCCGGCGGAGGUUCCCAAGGGCAUCAAGAUUGAUGUGCUCAUUACCGAAUCUACGUUUGGUAUCUCGUCCAACCCGCCGCGUCUGGAACGUGAAGCCGCCUUGAUGAAAUCGAUUACCGGCGUCCUGAAUCGCGGAGGCAGGGUCUUGAUGCCGGUGUUCGCUCUAGGACGCGCCCAAGAACUUCUUCUUAUUUUGGAUGAAUACUGGGAGACCCAUCCCGAACUGCAGAAGAUCCCCAUCUACUACAUCGGAAACACAGCCCGAAGAUGUAUGGUUGUGUAUCAGACAUAUAUAGGUGCAAUGAACGAUAACAUUAAGCGGCUCUUCCGUCAGCGUAUGGCGGAGGCGGAGGCAAGCGGGGACAAGAGCGUUAGCGCCGGGCCAUGGGAUUUCAAGUUCGUUCGGAGUUUGCGCAGCUUGGAACGGUUUGAUGAUGUCGGAGGAUGCGUCAUGUUGGCUUCGCCGGGUAUGCUGCAAACAGGAACCAGCCGAGAGCUGCUGGAGCGGUGGGCUCCUAACGAGCGCAACGGUGUUGUCAUGACCGGUUACAGUGUGGAAGGCACGAUGGCGAAACAGAUCCUGAACGAACCCGAACAGAUCCCUGCGGUCAUGUCGAGAGCAACGACAGGAAUGAUGAGGCGAGGCAAUGCUGGCGGCGAUGAGGAGCAAAAGGUCAUGAUUCCCCGCCGGUGUACUGUGGAUGAGAUCAGUUUUGCAGCACAUGUGGACGGCGUCGAAAACCGGAACUUCAUUGAGGAGGUUUCCGCCCCUGUCGUGAUCCUGGUCCAUGGCGAGAAACAUCAGAUGAUGCGCCUCAAGUCCAAACUGCUCAGUCUCAACGCAGAGAAGACCGUCAAGGUGAAGGUCUACACCCCGGCGAACUGCGACGAGGUCCGCAUUCCUUUCAAGAAAGACAAGAUUGCAAAGGUCGUUGGUAAGUUGGCCCAAAUUGCGCCGCCCACGGAAGAGGAUGACGGUCACUUGAUGGCUGGAGUCCUCGUGCAGAACGGGUUUGACUUGUCGUUGAUGGCUCCUGAUGAUCUGCGGGAGUACGCCGGUCUGACGACAACCACCAUUGCAUGCAAGCAGCACCUCACGUUGAGCUCUGCAAGCAUAGAUUUGAUCAAGUGGGCGCUUGAAGGGACCUUCGGCGCCAUUGAAGAAGUGGGCGCUUCGCAAAAGGACAUUAAGAAAGAGAGCACAGACGGAACUUCCGAUUCGGAAGAAAGUCAAGUGAAGCAGGAGGCUGCCGAUGAGGAGAUCCCCAUGGAGGACACACAGACGUAUCUUGUUAUGGGCUGUGUGCUGCUGCGCUACCACCCUCGCACCCGGGAACUUGAGCUCGAGUGGGAAGGAAACAUGAUGAACGACGGAGUUGCGGAUGCUGUCAUGGCCGUGCUUCUCACAGUGGAAAGCAGUCCUGCAUCUGUGAAACAAUCUGCCAAGCAUAACCACCAUCACCACCACUACAACGAUGUUGACCGACUGCCCAACCCGCACUCUUACUUAGGGCCUGAGGAACGGUUCCGACGUCUCCUUAUGAUGCUCCAGGCACAGUUCGGGUCCGAAAUUGUGGCCAUCGAGCGGCCACGACUCCCUCCCAACCGGCUCACCAACGGCACGGCGAACCCUGAGACCAAGAGCGAGGCCGACGGCCAAACACCCAUCAAGCAAGAGGACGAAGAAGAAGAGGAAGAUGAUGAUGAGGAAGAGCUGGAGGAGUUGGAGGCCGCUGAGUUGGCACGUCUCGAGGCGCUGGGAAUCCCGUUCCCAGGUCUCGAGAUCAAGGUCGACAAGCAUGUUGCGCGGGUCUGGCUAGAGAACUUGGACGUGGAGUGUGCGAAUGCAGUGCUGCGGGAUCGGAUCCGCGUGGUCAUUGAACGGGCUGUGGAAACGGUGGCCAGCAUGUGGACGGAGAGUCCGGCUGCUGCCACCUUUGUCAAUGGGGAGGAUCGUUCCAUGGCGAAGGCUGCGGCUAUUGAAGCCAAGGCAUAAAUCCAAUUCAAGUACUUGUAUCUCGUGUUUGGGUCUGGGGAUAAAGCUGCCCCGGCGGAAUCUAGCUUAUGUUUAGCGAGAUCUCGAUUUAGUGAAAUACA
Molecule: messenger RNA, 3030 nt
Organism: Aspergillus saccharolyticus JOP 1030-1
Lineage: Eukaryota; Fungi; Ascomycota; Eurotiomycetes; Eurotiales; Aspergillaceae
Gene: ysh1
Product: cleavage polyadenylation factor subunit YSH1
Exons: 5
Coding region: 467-2929 (820 amino acids)
Biological process (GO): mRNA 3'-end processing by stem-loop binding and cleavage
Cellular component (GO): mRNA cleavage and polyadenylation specificity factor complex
Molecular function (GO): RNA binding; RNA endonuclease activity; 5'-3' exonuclease activity
Source: RefSeq, a predicted model, not a curated record